This is a messenger RNA of Camelus dromedarius (Arabian camel), 4367 nucleotides long. RefSeq names its product PABIR family member 2 (gene PABIR2). The transcript is spliced from 10 exons. The record is from RefSeq and is a predicted model, not a curated record. The coding region runs from base 950 to 1777 and encodes 275 amino acids. Gene Ontology annotation, molecular function: protein serine/threonine phosphatase inhibitor activity. Lineage: Eukaryota; Metazoa; Chordata; Mammalia; Artiodactyla; Camelidae.
CGCGUGCGCAAGACCCCGAUGGGUGCCCGGACGCGGAAGACUUGGCCGCGCGGAGGUUCUCGCUUCUGAAGCGUGGGAGGCAGGUUGUAGAUUUUGGUCUUGGCCCCAAGGGGUUCCCCCGGGCCACUGGAAUCCAAGAGAGAAAGAGGAGGCACCGAGUCGGCGGCUGGCCGAACCCCCCACCUGUCCUCUAGGCAGGGAGGGGGGUCAAGGAGGGGAGAAGCACCGAUUACCGGGCUGAGGAGCCUCCGGGACCGGGUCCCUGAGCAUGGGGGGCUGGACCAGUUCCCCGAGCAUGGGGAGCUGGAGCCACCGAGGCCGCCCGGCCGGGCCCUGCCCGACUGUCAGCUCCUCGGUGCUAGUGCUGCCCCGGCAGCCGGGUGUCUGUAGCCCGGCCCCGCUUGAGGUCGUCGGCCGAAAGAUAGCAGCAUGAGUUCCGCCGCUGCCUAGUUUCCUCCCCAUCUUCUCUUCCCCCUCUGUCCUCCUCCUUCCUCUCCUUCCUUUCUCCUCUUCCCCGUACCUCGUCCUUCUUUCCCUCCACCCUGCCCUCCUCCUUUCAUCCUGUCUUUUGCUUCCUUUCCCCCUCUUCAUCAUUUCCCCCUUUGUCCUCCUGCUUUUCCAUCUAUCCCUUUUCCCUGCCUCUUGCUGUUACCUCCUUCCAUCCAUCUCUCUCCUCCUUCCUCUUCCUUCUGUCACCCUCCACAACCUCUCCAUCCCCUUCCCCUCCCUCACUGUCAUCCUCCCUUCCUCAUCCUCACCCUCCUUCCCUCCUCCUCCUCUCCUGCUUUUCUCCGCCCUAGCCCCCGCCCCCAAGCCUCCGCCCCUUAAGCCCCCGCCUCCAGCUCACAGUCCCCAGCAGCUCAGUCCUGCAGCGAGAGAGUCUUGGGAGUCCAUAGCUAAGCACCAGGAGCUGAGCACUGUCCGUUGUGCCUGCCUGCAAGUCGCCGACAUGGCUCAGGAGAAAAUGGAGCUGGACUUUGAGCCUGACACAUCUGAUGGGGGCACCCUGAGGAGAUCCAACAGCGCUCCCCUGAUCCAUGGGCUCAGUGACCUUUCACAGGUUUUUCAACCUUACACAUUUAGAGCUCGGAGGAACAGUACAACGAUCAUGAGCCGUCACAGCUUGUUGCUGUCAUCCUCACCUAAUCGUGUUCCUAGCAGCAGACUGCAUCAAAUCAGAAGGGAGGAAGGCAUGGAUAUAAUGAACAGAGAAACUGCACAUGAAAGAGAAGUGCAAACCGCAAUGCAGAUAAGCCAAUCGUGGGAUGAGAGCUUGAGCCUGAGUGAUAGUGAUUUUGACAAGGCGGAGAAAUUAUAUUCUCCAAAAAGGAUUGACUUCACUCCGGUUUCUCCUGCACCAUCACCCACCAGAGGAUUUGGAAAGCAAUGUUUUUCACCAUCCUUACAAAUGUUUGUGAGCAGCAGUGGGCUGCCACCAAGUCCCAUUCCUAGUCCAAGACGCUUUUCCAGCAGGAGAAGUCAGAGUCCAGUCAAGUGCAUUAGGCCCAGUGUUCUUGGUCCUCUUAAAAGAAAAGGUGAAAUGGAGACUGAAAGCCAGCCCAAGAGGCUCUUCCAGGGCACUACCAAUAUGCUGUCUCCGGAGGCUGCACAAUUAUCUGACCUCAGUUCAUGUUCAGAUAUUUUGGAUGGCAGUAGUAGCAGCAGUGGCUUGUCCUCAGACUCACUGGCUAAAGGCAGCACAACCGCCGAGCCUCCAGUAGCAUGCUCCAAUUCAUGCUCUCCGUUCAUCUUGAUGGAUGAUCUCUCACCCAAGUGACUUACCCAUUUCUGAUUCUAACUGCUGUUUCCUACAUAAAACAUUCAGUGAGGAACGCAGAGAACUUUGAUCCAUAAUGAGGAUUAAAGUGUUAACCGAUCUAAAUCAGUUUGAUGCCAUUCUUUUUUGGCACCUCCCUUCUCUAAAGUUCGAUUUUAUGACUGUAGUGACCUUACUUAUGUCUCCUUUUGCUGAUCUCAUUUUGAAACAAGUGACUAAAUCUCAAAUACUCAUUUUUGAUUGCUUAGAGUAUAUGUAUAAAAAUAUUUUUUCUCAGUGCCUGAAAGAGCACCUAUUUUAGAGUCUAUACAUUUAAGGAAAGCACUGAUAUGUAUUUUCAAUAAUGAUAUGUGAUUUCCCAGCAGUCACAUGACAGCUCGAGUUGAUCAGAAAUUCUCUUGCUUGAGAGAUUUUUUUUUUGUUCUCUUAACUACAUAGUUUCAAAUCUCUUUAUUUCACGAUAAUAGAUGGAUUGCUUUUGAUUAUAUUAAAUUUUUAUUUCCCUGCAUCAGCUUAAAGUACAUUAUUUUGUUUCCCUUUCCUGUUUGAGCUGCUUCCUUGCCAUUUCUCACCGAGGGGAAAAGACAUGUCGUGGCUUUCAUUACUGUCCAUACCGCUUCUUUGCUGUUGGAGUGUGUGACGCGAGGAUCGAUUUUAGUGCUGAGACUGUAAAUGGACUUACAAGACGCCUGAAUUAGUCACCACAGCUUCUUCCGACUUAGCUACCACAGUUGAUAUUUUUCUCUCCUCAAGCCUGUUGCCCUAAGGAAUAUAUAAAAUAUUGUUAAUGUUUCCAGGUGGUGUUAUCAAGGAGAAGAAAUUCCCGCCUUGACCAGAUGUGUGGAGCAUCUACAAAUGAAUGAAUAAUGUUAUUUACACACAAACCACUGUGUAGAAAAGUGUACAUGGAGCUUGACAGCUUGUCUCGGGUGGUUGUAAUGAGGCCUGAGGUGCCUUGGGGCACAGAUAGAUCACAGACAGAUAGAUCACAAGGUAGGGUAGACAAGGGGCUUUAUGUAUCUUACUGCCACAUACUGUUUCAAUUGCUGCUUUUUUCUGAUUCCUUUUUUUGUCAUCGGGGUCGUUUGUUUUGUCGUGUGAUGAGUGGUGUGGCCGAUCUUGUUUUGGUUAUUGUGUUGCUACCAGAAUCCAAAUCCAGUUCUUGCACCUGCUGCCUUAUGGUAAAGGCAGUUUAAUCUCUACGAGGAAGCUUUUAGGAGCUGCAAGAGUCAAUGUCAUUGUGCAUCCUGCUUUUAAGAAGCUGUUUGAGCUGUCAGCAGUGUCCAUGAUAGUAAGUCUGCAGUACCCUACGUUAUUUAACGUUUAAAAGAGGAAAAUCCUGGUAGAGCUGUUUCAAAAACCUGAGUGUAAUUUACUGCUGUGUUAUUUAUUAUUUAAAACUGUGUAAACAUGUCUGUUGUGAUAGAUUGCUUUUAAUGUUCGGACAUCGUGGUUGAAUUGACUGUAUUUAAUAUGCAAAUUUGCCUACUAGGCCCAUAAUAUUCCAUUUUAAAGUGAAUGUAAGAAAUGAAAACUACUGCAUUUGUGUCUUUUGAAGGCAGAGAUCCUUGACUUUUGAGGGAAGAUGAUGCGCUUUGAGGGUACUCACAGACUGGCAAUCCUGUAGGGCUUGAAGGGAACCCUAUUCUCUUUGAAUUAUAAGAGAGCUUCACUUAGCUUGCAGGAAGUAGUUCUGUGACAGCAUCAGCUGUGUUGUUUAUUUUAAAUCAUGAUAACGUCCACCAUAGCCAUUAAUGACUUUAUUUCUCAUAUUGACUUCCACCUGUGCAAUGUCCACAAUCCUUCCAACCUAACAUGAAUAAAUAUUAUGAAGAUUGUUCUCUAGUAUGCCAUUUUAAAGAAGAAUCACUUUGAUGGUAUUCAGUGUAUUUAUUCUGGUUGUGAAAGACCCAUGUUCAGAGUGUCUGCCUGUAUAAAACUGAGAAAUGGUCUUCUCUUAUAGGAUAUUUAUCCACCUGCUCUCUACUGUCUUCUUUGCCUUAAAGGGACACUUUUGGCCAUCAUUUUUUGGCUCUAAUUUACGGCUCUUAAGAAAUAACCUUUGGAAUGUGAUGAUGUUUAAAUUUAUUUUUGAAAUUCACUGGUGGGGUAGAAUUGGGUUAGGAAAAUGAAAUUGUUCCAAUAGUAUGAGAACUAGGAGGCAAGAUGAUUCACUUUACUGUUUAAACCAAGGUUCAUUUUUAUUGGUUAAAGUGACUAGAAAGUUAAGUUUGUGCAGGGAUUGUUUUGAAUAAAUAAAAGAUAGAGAUGCUAACCUUCAGAUGAGCUUUGUUGACAGUACUCCUUUAUUUUUAUAUAAAGUCUAAUAUUUGAAAAGUGAUCAUUGUUAUAAAGUAAAAUUCUCUCUUCCUAUUCUAAUAAUAUAUCAUGUUCCAGGCUUCUAUUUGAAAACAAGUAUAAGAGAUGAUAUGAUAAGAAAAUUUAAUAGAUGCUCUUUUUGCUUGACUGACUUAUAUAAUCACUGUGUUUCAUGAUAACUGCUUUUGGAAUAAUAGGAAGUUUUGUGAAAUGCUGGCCUUGUGUAUAUCUUAGAAUGCAAAUUUAAUAAAAUGUGUACACAUGCAUAAAA